Molecule: messenger RNA, 656 nt
Organism: Pistacia vera
Lineage: Eukaryota; Viridiplantae; Streptophyta; Magnoliopsida; Sapindales; Anacardiaceae
Product: FCS-Like Zinc finger 3
Exons: 2
Coding region: 124-411 (95 amino acids)
Source: RefSeq, a predicted model, not a curated record
AAUCUCACUUUUUCUCUCCGCCUCUCUCGUUCUUCAAUCUUCCAUUAGCGGGCUUGUGACUACCGGCGCAUUUUAGCCAUUUCCGAGUAUUCAUAUUCAAAUUCAAAUUCAAAUUCAUCUACGAUGUCUUACUACUACGCCGGGUGCGCAGAUCACCAUCAUCAGGAACCUCACUUUCUUGAUGCAUGUUUUCUUUGCCGGAAACCACUUGGUUAUAACUCCGACAUCUUCAUGUACAGAGGAAACACACCUUUUUGUAGCAAAGAGUGCAGACAAGAACAGAUAGAGAUAGAUGAGGCGAAGGAGAAGAGCUGGAAAAGGUCGUCUUCAUCAUCUAUCAGAAAAACAGAAUCUAAGAAUUCUACUACACCCAACAAAACUGUACGGACUGGAACAGUAGCUGUGGCUUAAGGCUUAAGACUUAAACCAACGACAGUUGGCCAUGGAUGACAAACGCUCUAAAUUUUGUUUUUCAUUUUCCCACGUAAUAGUAAAACCAUUAUGAUCCAGACUUCGAUCUGAAAGUGAAUGGUGAAUUGUGAGUGGGUGAGAGACGAAGCAAAACCAAUCCCAUAAUUUUGCUUCUUUUCUUUUUUUUUUUUGGAUUAAUGUUCAUAAGAUUUAAGAGGAAGCAACGGUAGCGUCCUUGUAAGGGA